Molecule: messenger RNA, 1752 nt
Organism: Aspergillus lentulus
Lineage: Eukaryota; Fungi; Ascomycota; Eurotiomycetes; Eurotiales; Aspergillaceae
Product: glycoside hydrolase family 13 protein
Biological process (GO): sucrose catabolic process; maltose catabolic process
Molecular function (GO): oligo-1,6-glucosidase activity; sucrose alpha-glucosidase activity; alpha-1,4-glucosidase activity
Source: RefSeq, a predicted model, not a curated record
AUGUCACCCGAUGAAAAAUGGUGGAAGAAUGCCAUCAUCUACCAGGUCUACCCAGCCAGUUUCAAAGACUCGAACAAUGACGGGAUCGGCGAUAUCCCGGGUAUCAUAUCGCAACUCGAUCAUAUCGCUAGCCUAGGGGUAGAUGUUGUCUGGCUCUGUCCCAUGUACGACAGUCCGCAACAUGAUAUGGGCUAUGAUGUCUCCGAUUACGAGAAGGUGUAUCCUCCUUAUGGAACGGUUGAGGACAUGGAGACCUUGAUCGAUGCUUGUCACCGUCGUGGACUACGCAUCAUCCUAGACUUGGUGGUCAACCAUACAUCGCACGAGCAUAGAUGGUUCAAAGAAUCCCGAUCCUCGAAAGACAGUCCCAAGCGAGACUGGUAUAUCUGGAGACCGGCCAAGUACGAUGCCAAUGGCGAUCGGAAACCCCCAAAUAAUUGGCGCAGUGUGUUCGGAGGCAGUGCUUGGGAAUGGGACCAGACAACACAGGAGUACUAUCUGCAUUUGUUCCUUGCCGAACAGCCUGAUCUCAACUGGGAGAACCCUGAAGUACGACAGGCCGUCUACGCCUCAGCCAUGGAAUUCUGGCUCAAAAAAGGCGUCGAUGGGUUCAGGGUCGAUACAGUGAACAUGUACAGCAAGGAUCCGUCAUAUCCCGAUGCCCCCAUCGUCAACCCCAAAUCAGACACCCAGGUUGCCUUCUCCUUAUUCUGCAACGGACCGCGCAUUCACGAGUAUCUGCGCGAGAUGAACGAAGUGCUGGCCAAGUAUGACGCCAUGACUGUCGGCGAGCUGCCAGAGACACAUACGCUCGAGGGAGUGCUGCGGUAUGUAUCCGCCGCCGAGAAGCAGCUCAACAUGGUUUUCUCGUUUGACGUCGUAGACCUCGGUUUGGGCAAAGAUUACAAGUUCCUGACCACACCGCGCGGGUGGACCUUGGCCGACCUCAAGGCAGCGAUCAAGCGCACCCAGGACAUCCUCAAGGGAACCGAUGGCUGGACCACGGUUUUCAUCGAGAAUCACGACCAGGGCCGCUCUGUCUCUCGCUUUGGCUCAGACAGAACGCCUGAGCUCCGCGAAUCGUCUGCAAAGAUGCUUGCCAUGUUCCAGUGCACACUGUCCGGCACACAGUUCAUCUAUCAAGGGCAGGAAAUCGGCAUGGUCAAUGCCCCGGAAGAAUGGCCUAUCGAGGAGUACAAGGACGUCGACAGUACCAAGUACUAUUACAUGGUGCGCGAAAUGACGAACAACGACCCCGUACAGAUGAAGACGGCCAUGAAGGCUCUACAGCACCUGGCUCGAGACCACGCCCGACUUCCGAUGCAGUGGAGCGCAGCAGCCAAUGCGGGGUUCUCUCAUCCGUCCUCAAAGAAGCCGUGGAUGCGUCCCCAUGACAACCACAAGGAGGUCAACGUGCAGGUGCAGCAAGAUGACCCGCCUUCCGUCCUGUCAUUCUGGAAGCAGAUGAUUCAGCUGCGGAAAGAGUACUCUGAUUUCUUCGUGUUCGGGAUCUUCGAGCUCUUGGACGAGGGCAACCAGAGAAUCUUCAGUUAUCUCAAGACUUCCAAAGAGCAGUGUAUGCUGGUCGUGUUGAACUUUUCCGAAGAGCUGCAACCAUUCCGGAAUCCCAUGGGGCUCCAGAACCGGAAUUUAAGGCUGUUGGUUAGCAACAUUGGCAAGACUGUAAGCGAGGAGUGGGAGUUGCAGCCAUAUGAGGGGCGGAUAUUUGCAGUUGAGGCUAUACCUAAUUGA